AUGUCGAAACUCGGCAACGUUGUGCUGGUCGGCACCAUCGCCGUGCUGUCGGGCCCACUCGCCCUCGCCGCGAUAUCAACCACCUUUGUCGCCGCGACCCUACUCCUCCUCUUCGCCGGGGCAGUCUUCGUCCACGCUGUACUCAAGUCCCUUUACCAGGUAACCACCUGGCCUUUCUCCACAGGCCCGACGACCUUGACGACGACGCCGACGACAGUGGUGCCCAACUCGCCAAGGAAAGCCUCUUCCAAACCUCUCGCAAAGGGCCAGACCUCCACCGACCCGCAGCGGUCACCCUCGCUGGCCAUCAAGACGGGCCGAUGGACGUCGUCAUCCGUGUCCAAGGCAGGCAGCUGCAGUCCCAAGAGCAGCGGCUCAGCGACCUCCAGCUACAGCAGGAGCUCUUCCAGCAGUAGUAAUGCCGGCAGUGGUGGGAGCAGCAACAGCAGCACGACCAGCGACGGGGCCACCGAGCAGGCACAUAUAAUCAACGGGCUCAGUCAAGCCGUUGGCAACGCCGCCGUGAUGGAAGGCAGCCUCCGCGGCGGGUUCAGCCGGAGGAGGAGACCGGCCGCGAGCCUCAUCGACUUUUACGACGAAGAUUUCGACGACAACGACUUCAUGGACGAGGUCUACUUUCCAGAAGACGACGACAUGGACGAGCCGUGGGCCGGCCUGGGCGCGGAGCUGUCGCGCCAUCGUCACCGUAGCUACGACCACACCUUGCUGCGUCGGCACCGCUCGGCCAGCGUCGCGGGCUUCAUGCCGCCGCCGGUGGCGUCAAACAGCUCGAGGAGGAGGGCGUCCAUCGCCGAGCUGCCGUCGGUUUUGCAGUCGGCGACCAUGUCGUCAAUCAGCUAUAGGAGAUCAUCUACACCUGGGAGGCGAAGGGUACGUUUGUCGGAUUAUGGAUUUUAG
Molecule: messenger RNA, 918 nt
Organism: Pyricularia grisea
Lineage: Eukaryota; Fungi; Ascomycota; Sordariomycetes; Magnaporthales; Pyriculariaceae
Exons: 1
Coding region: 1-918 (305 amino acids)
Source: RefSeq, a predicted model, not a curated record